This is a messenger RNA of Nyctereutes procyonoides (raccoon dog), 1396 nucleotides long. It is a transcript of the gene GGCT, whose product is annotated as gamma-glutamylcyclotransferase. The record is from RefSeq and is a predicted model, not a curated record. Bases 111 to 677 code for a protein of 188 amino acids. Gene Ontology annotation, molecular function: gamma-glutamylcyclotransferase activity. Lineage: Eukaryota; Metazoa; Chordata; Mammalia; Carnivora; Canidae. The transcript is spliced from 5 exons.
CCUUUCGGCUCCCUCCCGAGGCGCCGGCUGGUUGGCGGCGGGAGUUGCGGCGCUCGCGGUGGUGUCCUCGCGGCGGAGCCGGCGCCCUGGGCCGCGGUGCGCGGCGCGCCAUGGCGGCCUCGGGCUGUGAGGACCCGCAGGGCCAGGACGGGGAGAGUUUUCUGUACUUCGCCUACGGUAGCAAUCUGCUGACCGAGCGGAUCCACCUCCGAAACCCGUCGGCCGCCUUCUGCUGCGUGGCCCGCCUGCAGGAUUUUAAGCUUGACUUUGGCAAUUCCCAAGGCAAAACAAGUGAAACUUGGCAUGGAGGUAUAGCCACCAUUUUUCAAAGUCCUGGAGAUGAAGUAUGGGGAGUAGUAUGGAAAAUGAACAAAAGCAAUUUAAGUUCUCUGGAUAAGCAAGAAGGGGUUAAAAGCGGAACAUAUGUUCCAAUAGAAGUUGAUGUUUAUACUCAAGAAGGAAAAGAAAUAACCUGUCGAAGUUAUCAGAUGAAAAAUUAUGAGAGUGCUCCCCCAUCUCCCCAGUAUAAAAAGGUCAUUUGCCUAGGUGCAAAAGAAAACGGUUUGCCACUGGAGUAUCAAAAGAAGUUAAAUGCAAUAGAACCAAAUGACUACAAAGGAGAAGUCUCAGAAGAAAUUGAAGACAUUAUCAAAAAGGGAGAAAUAAAAACUCGUUAGAACCUAAUAGAAUAUAUCUACAGAUAUUUUCUGAAUAAGGCGAGGAUACCUGCUCUUACCACUGUUAUUCAACAUGGUGCUAGAAGUUCUAGCCAGUGCAAUAAGGAAAAAAGAAAAAAGAAAAGAAAAGAAAAGAGAAAAAAGAAAGAAAAGAAGAAAAGAAAAGAAAAGAAAAGAAAAGAAAAGAAAAAAAAGAAAAGAAAGGCUUACAAAUUGGAAAGGAACAAAUGAAACAGUUCCUAUUUGAUAUGGGAUAUGAUUGUCCAUGCAGAAAAUUUCCUAGGAAUCUACAGAAAAAAAGUAUUGCCUAGAACCAAUAACUGAAUCCAGCAAAGUCUCAGAAUACAAGAUAAACGUACAAAAAUCAAUUGUAUUUCUAUACAUUGAGAUACAUGGACAGUGAAAUUAAAAAUGUAAUAACCAUUUGCAAUUGGUUUUUGUAAAACUGUAAUAUUUCUUAUUAAGAUAAAAUCCAUACAACAAAAUUAACUAUUUUAAAGUGAAAAAUUUAAUGGCACUUAAUACAUUCACAAUAUUGCCCAACUACUACCUCUGUCUACUUUCAAAAUGUUUUCAUCAUCCUAAAUGGGAACCACAUAUCCAUUGAGCAGUUAUUCUCCAUUCCUCCCCCCUCCCCAAUUCCCUGGAAACCACCAAUCUGCAUUCUGUCUCUGGAUUUACCUAUUCUGUAUAUUUCAAAUAAAAGGAAUGUGACCUUU